GCGUAUAAAAAAUUUCCAAAUAGUGCAUCACAAAAAUCAAUUGGCAUUUCUUUCAACGUAAGUAUAUUCAAAUGAGCAACACACACAGAUUUUUUAUUGAAGAUGGUUAAGGCAGGCUAACUACAGAGGAUGGUGAAGAAGCUAUGGAUUACAUCAUCGAAGAAGGAGAUGAGUUUAAUCUUCGAAAUUUGACGACUUUAACUGCAUAUAAGGAAUGUCAACCUGUUCCCAUUGAACUCGAUCCCGAGGACAAGAAUCUAGAAGACAGAAUUUUGCUAGUCAUUGAAAGAGUCAAUAAGACUAUUGCUAACAAAGUUGGUAAUGUCACGAACUAUGCAACUUAUACCGACGAUCAGAAAACUUUGUUCCUAUAUUACCUGAAAAUUAAGUUUUAUUCCGCAGCUAAAGCAGCUGGGAAAACCGGUAUUGUUGAGAGAAUCUGCUCAAACUUGGGCAAAAAGGAUUAGAACAGAACCAGACUAGAACAUCUAUGAAAAACAAACCAAUAAAGGCAAUCGGGCUAAGAGUCAACUUCAAGAGCCACAAAGAUUGCAUAUUCUUGAGCUUUUUGAUGAGAAACCAUAUACUACGACCGACGAAAUUGUAGAUAGUUUGACAAAGGCUUUUGAAGGAUUUUCUUUAAAGAAGUCAACGGUUAACAGUUUUAUAUUACAUGAGUGUAAUUUGACGAUCAAAAAAUUGCAACAACAACCUAAAGCUCGAAACGAUCCUACGCGCAUUAAUGCAAGGUACGAAUGGGUUAUGGAGU
Cokeromyces recurvatus is the source of this 769-nucleotide messenger RNA. RefSeq lists its product as uncharacterized. Bases 144 to 467 code for a protein of 107 amino acids. NCBI's taxonomy places the organism in Eukaryota, Fungi, Mucoromycota, Mucoromycetes, Mucorales, Mucoraceae. The transcript has a single exon. The record is from RefSeq and is a predicted model, not a curated record.